Molecule: messenger RNA, 1628 nt
Organism: Lates calcarifer (barramundi perch)
Lineage: Eukaryota; Metazoa; Chordata; Actinopteri; Centropomidae
Exons: 6
Coding region: 117-1163 (348 amino acids)
Biological process (GO): negative regulation of T cell proliferation; cellular response to lipopolysaccharide; T cell costimulation
Cellular component (GO): external side of plasma membrane
Source: RefSeq, a predicted model, not a curated record
GUAAAACAGUAUUUGUGACGCGGUGCAGCGACGUGAGGAGUGAUAGAUGUAUUGUGUUGGUCAGAGUCUGUAAUGUUACUCAGUUCAUUGAGAAGUGGAUUUAACAGCACUUGAAGAUGUUGGUGGCGUUCGUGAUCCUCCUGCACAUUUCCCAGCAUGCCCUGGGUGUACAGGUGUAUGAGGGGGCAGAGUCAGUCCUGCUGCCCUGUCAGGUCAGUGUCUUUCUCACUGAGGAGUCCAUGGUGGUCUGGACCCGUGAAGACUUCAGAGACCCGAUUGUUCAUGCUCGUCAGCAGAGCGGAGACGUCCUCAGAGACCAGAACCAUCGUUACACCAACCGAACGUCGAUGAGGACGGACGCUCUGCAGACUGGAGACCUCAGCCUCACGCUGAGGAAUCCAACCUACAGUGACAGUGACACCUACACCUGCACCGUCACAGAGUUCGGAGAAGAACUGAGCCGGACUGAAGUACAACUGAGCGUCACAGCCUGGCCUGAGGUCUCCAAAGGUGUCCUGAUGUCCCUGCUCUCCCUGGUUGUCCUGAUUAUCAUCGCUGUUGUUGCCUUUGUCAGAAUGUAUAAAAAGAUUGACGAAGACUGUGCCAUACUUUUCACUAGUGUCAUGGUGACCCUGCUUCUUCUGGCUGCUUUUACCUGUUUCAUCAUAUAUAAAAAGACGAUGGAUGGAGAGGUUUCCCAGGAUGCUGAGUACGUGGAAUCAUUUGAGGGGGCAGAGUCGGUCCUGCUGCCCUGUCAGAUCCCUUCUCUUCCUCUGGACCCCACAGUGGUGUGGAGUCGCAACGAUCUCAGUCCUUCAACUGUCCACCGGCGUAAUGAGAGAGAGGACAUCUUUAAAAACCAGAACCAGCGUUACAGCAGCCGAACAUCGAUGAAGACUGACUCUCUGACAACUGGAGACCUCAGCCUCACUCUGAGUAAACUUCAGCUCUCUGACAGUGGAAACUACACCUGCUCCAUCACAGCGUUUGGAAACGAGAGGAGACUGAGAGACGUACAGCUGCAGGUCAAAGGAUCAAACACACUCCGAGUUGGAACCUGGGUUCUCCUGGGUCUCCAUGGUUUCUUUGGUGUCCUGGGUUUCCUGGGUUUCCUGUUUGUUCUUUUUUUAAUAUGUUUAUAUGUGGGUGAAAAGUACUACUGAGUGUGUUACAAUCUGGUCAGCUGAUCCACUGAAAUUGAAAGACACACACACACACACACACACAGACACACACGAGCAUUCUUCAUCAUCACUAAUGUAUCAGAACAUAACAUGGCAGUGAGCAUUGAUAUCAAUGCAGAUUGAAUAUUCUAAUUAAAAGACUUGCUGCUGUGUCUGGUCUGUUGAUGAAAUAAUGAGGAACUGCUCAUCAGUGAUUGGCUGAUCAUCAGCUGGUUCCUGAUUCCUUCCUCACUCGUUAAUGUUCAGGUUCAUGGAGAAACAGGUUUCAGGUUUCAGGUGUUCAGGGUUCAGAGUGGUCAGAAGUACGUGGACUGUCCUGGUGGAGGUCAGUCUGAUAUUAUUGUUCUUACCAGAACCUGAAACAGGCGUUUCCAUGGUGACGCAGUGGUUGUCAGUUUGGAUGGUGUGAACCACUGCAAAUGAAUAAACAUCAGUUUUCAAUGA